Prorocentrum cordatum is the source of this 3790-nucleotide messenger RNA. Lineage: Eukaryota; Dinophyceae; Prorocentrales; Prorocentraceae. The record is from the annotation of a GenBank genome assembly.
AUGACCUACCAGAACAUCCAGGCAAAAAGGGGCAGCUCCUAUAGUUCCACUGCGCGGCUGUGUCAGUGCCACGCCGUCGUGCCGUAUGCCGUGGCGACGCGCGUUCCGCGCCGUGCCUCGCGCGGUGCGCGCGUGCCGUGCUCGCCUCGCGUGCCCGCCUCGUGGUUCGACCUCGACUGCGCGCGGGGCUUGCCGUGCGCCGUCGGGCCUCGGCGCCUGGCCUGCUGGCUGCACCGCUGUGGCUUCAUCUUCACCAUCGGCUACGUGUUCCGGAACGCGUCGCAGCUCAUCUUCAGGAACUUGACGGCCGUCACGCGCCCCUCGGCGUCGCGGAACUCGGCCUUCUCACUCAUCGUGUUGGCCGCCUCCAUCCAGGUGGGCGAGGCCAAGUCCGCGUUCAAAUCCGUGAGGGCGGCGAUCUGCUCGAACGCCUCGAUCUCCGCGGGCGUGUGGCGCGCGAUGGCCGAGGACGUGGCGGCCGAGGAGGCCCCCGCCGUGCUGGUGGGGCCCCUGAGCGAGGAGGAGUUCGGGCCCCGGGAGGCUGCCUUCCAGGAGAUUUUCGGCGACUGCGGCGCAGAGGAUGCCAAGGCGGCCUCCCUCGCCGAGAGGAAGGCGAGCGGCCUGGACAAGCCAGGGUUCACCUACCAUGAGAUAGAGUUGCAGGUCAUCAACCGCUUGUUGAACAGAAUCAAGGCUGACCAUGGUCCGCUGUUUGAGAACAAGGGCAUGUUCCUUGACCUCGGCAGCGGUGCUGGUAAGGCGUGCAUAGCUGCUGGCCUCCUUCAUCCGUUUGAGAAGGUGGUGGGCAUCGAUAUGUUGCAGAGCUUGACUGACAUGGCCAACAAGGCACUGGCCAAAUACCAGGAGGCUCAGCUCCCCGAGGGUGUGGUCAAGCCCCCGGUCGAGUUCAUACAGGGCGACUUCGUGGCGGAGUUCGAAGCGAAGCUGGAUCCGCUGAUCCCCCAGGUUUGUGUGGGCGUGGCAGCAGCGACCUUUUUCGAGGAGGACCAGCUCAAUGCAGUGACGAGCCUGGCCAAGAAGAUGCCUGACGGCUCUUUUCUCAUCACCGUCACCAGGGGUCUUCCAGAGGCCCUCGUGAUCGACAAAGACAGGCACCCAGCGCAGCGGCGGGCCCAGGCGGUGAAGAAGGCCCUCUGCGUGCGGGGCACAGACCCUGAUGCCGUGGAGAUCGUGUCCGAGCCUCCGGAGAACGACCCGAACGGCUGGACGCUGCUCUUCUGCCAGGAGGUGCAGCUUAUCUGGGGCCCGGCCACGUGCUUUGUGUACAAGAAGGUCCCCGAGGAGGGCGGCGGGGAAGCGCCCCAGGACGAGGCGCCCGCGGAACCGCCCGUGGAGCAGUGCGCCGAGCCCAGAGAGAGCGGCGCGGCCGCCGCGAGGGGGCGGGGCGAGGAGCUGAAGCACGAGCGGCUCUCGCCCGAGGGGCGGGCCGCGCGCGAGAAGUACUGGGGCUACUACUGCGGGGGCAUCGCCAAGCUCUUCUACGACUGCUGCGCCCUGUACGUGGCCCGCUUCUGCCGCGGGCAGAGGAGCGUCGCCUUCAGCCUGGUCGAGAAGAACACCCUGAGCAGCGACCUCCUCGUCGGAGCCGCGGUGCUGCCCCUCGAGGCGAGGGCUCGCUCUGCAGCGAAGCUCGCCACGCCGGCCGGCGAGCCCCUCACCGUGGGCCUGCUGCGUCCAACGCCGUGCGAGGUGGAGGUGAGCCUCCGCGAGAGGCCGCUGCCCGAGGACUCCCGGCUGCAGGAUGGGUGGACGGCGACGGUCCACGGGGCCCAGGCCCUCCCCGGCGGCGUCUCGGACGCCGUGGUGGAGGUGCGCGUGUACAAUGAGGAGGUGGCCGCCGCCCAGCAGUGCUUCCGGGAGCUGCACGCCAGCGCGCCCCACGUGCUCCGGAGCGGGGCGCACUCGACCUGCGUGGCCAGGGGCAGGCCGGCGUCUUGGGAGGAGUCGUUCGAGCUUGCCACGCUCAAGCCAGAGGCUAGGGAGCCAUUCACGAAGGCCUUGGAGGUGGCGCUUGGCCGCACCGUGACCCAGGUGGAGGAGGAGACGUUGUUCCCAGCGGCCAUGGCAGAGGUCAGUGUAAAGGAGCGGAGCCGUGUCAGGCUGGUGUUCGCGCAGCAGCUGUUCCCGAGGUUCCACAUCGACCAGGAGGACCACGGCUCUUACGGCCUGGAGCACUUCCCCGAGAACGACCUGUUGUUGGCGGCUCCUCCAUUUCGGGGAGUGGCUCCAGGACAAGGCCAAGGACAGCCUGGUGUUCCUCCUGUUCUUCCUGGCCCGCCAGGGCCAGAGCAGAAGCGCCCGGUCGCCCGCCAGGCCACCCUGCGGUUCGCGGAGGCCUUCCUGAAGCUCAACCUCGCGGAGCGGUGGGCCAUGGAGCUGAGGGGAGCGCUGUACGAGCUGGGGGGCAGCAGCAGGACGAGCGCCAAGCAGGACGCGGUCGCGAGGACGAGCAGCGCCCCUGGCCGUCUGGGUGGCGCACCCCGGAGCAGCCAGGUGGUCGAGCAGGACGCGGUCGUGGGGCGUUGCCACGACAUGCUGAGAGCCAUUGCCCUUGAACGUUUGCAGGAGCACUGGAUCUCUUACGACCUGCAGAACCAGCACGCCAGCUAUUCGGUCUUCACAGCUGACCCCACCUACCGGACGAAAAAGGCAGGCUUGGACGCCAACACGGCAGCCAACCAGAUGCAGGCCGCUGAGGUCUUCGCGAGGAAGGGCACGAGACUUUCGCCGAGGUUGUCUACGUCUUUGCGAGGACCAACUGACUCCAGGCUGCCGUCGACGAGCCACGCUGCCGCGGGGGAGCUGCGCUCCGAGACCACCCACUCGCUUUCCGAGGGGCUGGCGGACAGGGUCGCACGCGCAGUGCCCUUGAUGAUAACCACCUUGCGCUCGGCGGAAAGGGUGACCGAGAGCCUGAUGCGGGCGUCUUCCGCCCUGUGCGGUGAGGUGGCACCCAGCGCCGACUACGUCGAGCGGUCCAGGUACACGGUGCCCGAGGGCGGGUGCGUCUACUGCUUCUCGCCGGGGCCCGCCGCGCUGUCCUUCGAAGCGAUCGGCCAGGCCCACCUCGACCGGCUGCGGCGGGAGGCGGGCGGCGCCAGCGACCAGGCGGUGCGGCAGGAGCUGGGCGACCCGUUCCGGCCCCUCAAGGCGCUGAGCACGAACAGCAAGUCCGGGGAAGUGUUCCUCAUCUCGGCGGAUGGCGGCUUCAUCGUUAAGACCAUUUCUGACGCGGAGGCCAACGGUCUCGUCGAGAUCCUGCCGCGCUACCGGGACCACGUCUUGAACCACCCAAGGUCCGUGCUGGGAAGAUUCGUCGGCCUGUACUGCCUCGAGCUGGAAUCUGGCGGGGGAGUGCGCUACGUCACCGUCAUGCAGUCUGUCUUCAAGUGCCCGUACCCCGUGCACACGACGUACGACCUCAAGGGCUCCACGUACCACCGCUCUGCGAAGCAGGGGGAGUCCGUGAGGAAGGACAUGGACUGGAUAGCCGACGGCCGGCGGAUGGAGCUGGGGGCUGCCCAGGCGAAGUUGCUGAGCCAGACCCACGAGCAGGACACGCAGAUGCUGAGCUCCUGCAACGUGAUGGACUUCUCGCUGCUCGUCGGCAUCGCGCCCGUCGGCGCCGGCGACGGCAGCGCGCUGGCCGACCCGCCGCCCCCCGGCUGCUGGCCGAGCCACGACGGGUCCCACGUGUAUCUGCUGGGCAUCGUGGACUUCCUCGUCGGCUACGGGGCCCGCAAGCGGGCCGAGCACGCCAUCCCGGGGG